Lecanosticta acicola is the source of this 1332-nucleotide messenger RNA. NCBI's taxonomy places the organism in Eukaryota, Fungi, Ascomycota, Dothideomycetes, Mycosphaerellales, Mycosphaerellaceae. The record is from the annotation of a GenBank genome assembly.
AUGCCGCCACCGAAGCCUCCGAAGCGCUCCGAAGUGGACGUUCCCGAUCGCUUGAAGGGUCUCAAGGUACUAAGCGUUACGAACCCCUCUCGGCCAUUCGAACUGACCACUCUGCAGUACGGCGUCGAGCAAUGGACUCCUGUCGACCUCAUCUCCGGCCGUGACGCCCGCGGCAAAUUCUUCACCCUCACCUACAGCGCCGACGAAGACCGGAUCCUUUCCCAGUACUGCACUCUCCACUACCUCGGAGUUCUCGAUACCGAGGAGGGCGGAUCCAGCGUCACGCUGCCCAGCGCUCAGGACGUACUGCUUAUGGCUCGGAACAUCAACCAUCGCACUGGAAACGCACUGCUAGACUUUGCGCUCGCUGAUCGUCUGCUGCGAUGGUUCUUUGGAGUUUACGCAAAGGAGAAUGUCCUCGAGGCGAAGCUUGGAAGUGCCUCGAAGAAGAAAAUUGUGGAUGAGGUCUGGGAGAUUCUGGCCGAGGAGGGGCAGGGCACAGUUGCAGCUCCUGGCGCUGGUACUGGCCAUGAUGAAGACACCCAGCAGACCGCUGAUUCCAAGUUGACUUCUCUUGGCGCUGCCGGCCCAGCAUCUUUCUCUUCGGGACCCCAGUCUCUCGUCGGUGCUGGCAAUAGCGAAAGCACCACCGGCGGAACUCAACAGGUUACCGCUCCACAGCCCAGCUUCAACUUCUCGUCCCUCGGUGGAAGUGCUGGCGAUGACGGCAGCACCGGCGGAAACCAGCAAGGCGGCGCCAACUUGACUGCUCUUGGUGGAUUCGUCGCUGGUGCGUGGUCCCCUUCCUCGAUCCAGCCUCCGCCAACGCCGGUCACCAUGGCCCAGGACCAGACUUUCAACGCUGCCAACCAUAACCACAUCCCCUUUGCCCCUCCGCCAACGACUCCCCGCCCAGGUCAAGCUGGCUGUAACGACAACAUAACUCCCGCCCCACCAGAGGCCCCACGGCUCAUGCCAGGCUCCUUCACAAUCAACAGCACUCCCGACAGCAGCCCUCUCGCCGAGCGCAGUGGUGGUAAGAAGCUGGCCGACCUCUCCCACAACCCCGAUCUCGCGCCCUACGCCAAACUCACCACGGCAGUCGCUAGCCGCUUCGGCGUCUCUGCUUUACGCCAAUCCCUCUACGACGCUCAUCUCGCCAACCAGACGAGCGAUCAGCUAGCUGGUCGAGCUGCCUUGGAGAAGAUGCAGGGUUCUCUUUGCGAGGCGAUCGAGGUGGGCGAGAAGAAGAUGGCGGAGCGGAAAGCUAAGACGGAGGAGGUGUUGAGGGAGUAUAAGCAGAUUCGGGAUGAAAGGAUGGGAUUUGAUUGA